CAGAUGGCCGCAUUUUGCCACCCGUUUCUCUUCCUGCUUUUGGGUUUGACAGGCAUUUCAGGAUCACAAUCAGACGUCAAAUGCACAACUUCAAAUCCUGCCGUUUUAGGGGGCAAGGUAACCCUGACGUGUGAGUGUAAAUCGCUAUAUUUAGAUAUUGAGCAGCUGACGUGGCAGAAGAAGAAGGAUAAUGUCCUGCAAAAUAUUGCCACCAAAAGCAAAAAGUACGGAGUCAAAAUUGACCCUUCAUGCAACCAACGUAUAUCUGUUAAUGGCACAGAGCUGAACAGAUCAUCCAUCACCAUCUCCGAUUUGAAACUGGAAGAUGAAACCCUUUAUAUUUGUAUAUUUAAUGUAUUUCCAUUCGGGGGAUUCAAAGGGAAGGUCUACCUACCAGUUUCUGCCAUCCAGCAGCAGAUACAGAAAGAUGAUGACACUGCAGCCAUCCAGCAGCAGAUACAGAAAGAUGACGACACUGCAGGAAUGUUGGAUUCCCAUGGACGUCUGCUUAUAAUGUCUAUGGUUUUAGCAAUAUUACUGCUGCUGUGUGUAGUCGUGGGAUUUCUGUACUAUCAGAAAAAACAUGUGAAGAGCACACAGGCCGUGACACCAAUGAAAUCUAUUGACCCCGAAAACAUAGAAUUUCGAACACCGCCCAGAAGUAACUAUACAUCAAUCCCAGGGUCGUCGACGUCCAAACGAAAGUCCUGUGUCGCAAGAAACGAUGAUAUAAGCCUUUUGCGGAAGUCUCUCUUUCCAUCACAGGCAGUAGAACCAUAUUUCAGCCGUGAAUGUUAAACUGCUAUCAAGAAUUGUUCACCUUUUGGUAUCGAUCUGAACGUGUUGGCCAGACGUUGACUUUUAUAUGAGAAAAGGAAUACUGCUGGAAAGAUGGAACACGCCUUAAAGGGAUCUUCUAAAUCACAGACUGUGUUGCAGUGGCAGGAACAUGUAUUUGUCUCUCCAGAGGAGAUCAGGCUGUCAAUUGAAGCCGGCAAACCAUGAAUUUUUGGGGAUAGAUGGGGAUUUUUUAUAA
Messenger RNA from Spea bombifrons (plains spadefoot toad), 1036 nucleotides. RefSeq lists its product as uncharacterized. Lineage: Eukaryota; Metazoa; Chordata; Amphibia; Anura; Pelobatidae. Gene Ontology annotation, molecular function: cell-cell adhesion mediator activity. The transcript is spliced from 7 exons. The record is from RefSeq and is a predicted model, not a curated record. Bases 4 to 798 code for a protein of 264 amino acids.